This is a messenger RNA of Pollicipes pollicipes, 3705 nucleotides long. Its product is annotated as putative carbonic anhydrase 3. Bases 36 to 1031 code for a protein of 331 amino acids. Gene Ontology annotation, molecular function: zinc ion binding; carbonate dehydratase activity. Gene Ontology annotation, cellular component: plasma membrane. NCBI's taxonomy places the organism in Eukaryota, Metazoa, Arthropoda, Thecostraca, Pollicipedomorpha, Pollicipedidae. The transcript is spliced from 7 exons. The record is from RefSeq and is a predicted model, not a curated record.
UUGGGGUCACGGAGAGGAGACCGCCGGCCGAGGACAUGGCGCCGAUCGCCUCACCGCUCGCCGGCCUGCUGAUCGCAGCGGCUGCCUCCACUGUGCAGGCGGGCGAUGAGUGGACCUACUACGGACAAGCUGGCCCCGACCACUGGCCAACCAUGGGCUUCUCCCAGUGCUCCGGGGAGCGGCAGUCUCCGAUCAAUGUCGUCACAAACCGCGUCAUUCCCACAACCUUCAAGCCAAUCACAUUCCAUCACUUCGACCAGAUCCCGCUCAGCCUCAAUUUUUCGAACAACCACCACUCAGCGACAGCAAAAAUGAGCUGGGAAAGGUUGCCGAUGAUACAAGACGGGGGUCUUCCCGGCCGAUACGAGGUGGUCAACUUCCACUUCCACUGGGGCGAAGACGACUUCAAGGGUUCGGAGCAUACCAUUGAUGGCGAAAGCUAUCCUCUGGAGAUGCACGUGGUCUGCAAGAACACCAAGUACAAGGAGCUCUCCGACGCGCUUCUGCAUUCGGAUGGGCUCGCUGUCCUGGGAGUCAUGUAUGAGCUGAGUGAAACCAACAAUCGGGCCCUGCGGAGCUUGGAGCCGGCGCUUCGAGGAAUCACCGCUGGCGGCGCCACUGUCGAGGUGGCCGACCCGCCCCGCCUGUUGGAGCUCAUGCCAUGGAACACAUUCCAUUUCUACCGCUACGAUGGUUCGCUGACCACACCCGGCUGCCAGGAGGCCGUGACUUGGACCAUUUUCCUUCAGCCGCUCAAGGUCACCGCGCGGCAGGUGGAGCUGUUCCGGGCGCUGCGCGGUGGCCCAGCACCGAUCGGCUUCAACUACCGGCCCCUGCAGCGGCGGUACAACCGGGCCGUGUUCCUCAGCGCGCCGGCAGCAGUGCCUCGCAGCGUAUGGCGGGGCCAGACCACCGUCGAACAGACCGGCAGCUCCGGCCGCCCGCUGGCCGGCUCAACGACCCUGCCAUUGCCGCUGUCGCUGCUGAUGCUGAUGCUGCUGGUGCUGAAACUAAGGCUGGCGGAUUGCUGACCAGCACCAGUCUGCUGGGAGCGUUGGAGAACUUCGAGGAUGUUGUGAUGCUGCUGCUGCGAGUGGCUGAGCUCAUAUGCGCCAGCUGCUGGCCACUUCAAACUCUUUGUGUCAAUUUUGUCAGCUUGCUAUUUACCCUGGUGCACGUCGCACGGCGGUUGGCCAUCAUCCUACCGGAGUUUUUUCACCUUCGCUCUAAGAGGGGGUGAUCAGAUGCCUCCCUAAGACCUUGACACUAAGCAACUUACAGCCACGAGGAAAGGGGCAUUGACAAACUGACGUCAAACUGCAUCAGGUAGGUACUUGUUCAUGUUAUUUUCUUUUAGCGCCAACAAAGCAGCACUCCACUAACGAGUGAAGUCGUUUAAUUUAAGAUACAAUGAAUACACAGCCUACAGUAGUAUGAACAUAGAUUAAAGAUGAAAUUUCCCAACGCUAAGUGAUAAUGCUACAGAGUUAACACGUACUUGAUCACAUAACUAAAAAUGUCAAAACUAUCAUGAAUGAUAUCCAAGCUAGUGCCGCUCUCUAAAAAAAAGCGCGAGGUACAGCGAGCGGACUUCGGGUGCAGGUCGAUGGAGGCGGCGCAAGCAAAGAGAAAGAGUUUAACAAGAUUUUAGAGCCAACUUUACCUUGGAAGAUGUUUCUCGGAAAGAGUAGAUCGUGCAGCACUCUUCGUACUGAUGGGGGAUGGGAUUUUGAAUCGAAACAGAAGGCUGUCGUAAGGAGGAGAAGCUGUUUGCCGGAGAAUGUGUAAGUAAGCAACCAAAUAAGAAAAUUAUGCUGCACUCGUUCGACCCGCACUGUGUAGGCAUUGGCCGCCCCCAUCCAGGCCACGCUACAAUAUUUUAAAACCGAUCCUUCUGGUGCCGACUUGCAAGUUCUGAAUGAGGAGACCAAGCGCUCAAUUGCCCCACUGACUAAGUCAGAUACAUUUGAAGCGAACGUUAGUUUGGUAUCCGGCGUUACGCCAAGGUUCUUAAUUGUAUACCAAUUUUCAAGCUCAAUUACAUCGAUAAUAUUAUUGGUCUGGGCGCGAGCAUGUCUGAGGAUCGUCGUGAACGUUUUACAUUUUACAUGGUUGAGGGUCAGUCCCCACCUGACCAAACAUACUACCGGAUGAUCGAGAUCGUUCUGCAUAUGCAUGUAUGUAGAAUUAUCUCGAACAUUGUAUGCUUGAGCAAUGGUGAAGGUGAUCUUUGAAAUGCAAAAUCAGGCUAAAUGGGCCAAGUUAGCGCUUUGUUUGACACAUUGAAUUCCUGAAAAACUAAGCAUGCCAUGAAAAUGUCAAAGGUAGUAUUGAAUAGUUCUCGAAAACCUCUCUCAGAUGUGUAUCAGCGAAUACCGACACAUGUGACCCGCUGUAGGUUACGUCAUUUCAAAGGAGUGGAAGCGUUUAUUGCAUUGUUCCAUUUGACUGUGCGAAAUACUAACCAACCUACACCAAUGACGAGAACAGGGUUAGAAAAGCCUUAGAGCGCAAAGCCUUACGGCCUUGCGAAGGCCGUAAGACUGUGCCGUUUUUGCCUAAAUCGUGACUUUUACAAAAUCAACCUAAGCCACAAAUGUCGAAGUUUGGACUAGCUUGACCUUGGAUGGCCUAGCCUUGCGAAACCACCGGAACGUUUGUGAUGCGAUACAGAGUUACAUAGAUCAAACGGUGAUGUAUAGAGAGCCUGUGGAGUGCAAUUCCUGCGAAAAAUAAGGGUAAUUUGUCAUUCUUUUAGCACAAUUUUACCGCCAUGACAUAGUCAUGAACAUAAUCAUUGAUGUGAAUCCUUCCACGCGGUGGUUUUUAUGACCUCAGUCAAUGCGUUUGCAUGAUGCUGCAAAAUACAAGGCAAGGUAUUACGAACUGACAUAGUAAAAGUACAACAUGGCGCUUCUCAGGGUGCUCACUAUGAACACAUGUACACAAUACACAAGGCAAAUGCACAAUACAACCAUCACAAGUGCAGUGCUAUGAUAUCAAGCAUUGCUUUCCCCGGUGGCCGGCUCUGCACACCUGGCGUUCCAGGAUGCUGCUGCUUUGUACGCAAACUCGCCAAGCUUCGGCGCGUCGACACCUCUGGAACUGUAGUAUCCCGGCCGCCGCUGCACGGGCGUCGCACAUUGCAUAGGCGCAGCGGACAACAUGCCUGAUAUAGCUGGGAGACACUGGCUGUGGUGCAGAGCUUUCUGUACCUGUGCACAGUCGUGGCGGUGCACCAACUCCGCCACCCUUGACAGCCAAGCUCUAGUAGUGCUGGCGGAAGCGGACACUUGGGGCUCCUCCCCAGACAGAAAGGCAGUAAUGGAACUGUGGGAAACUCGGGCCUGGACUGGGAGUUUGAGGACGUCGGAUCUAAAAUGAUGUCGGAGAUCGUGGAGGGAUGAUGGGAUGGAGUUACACCGACAAACCACCAUUGAUACAUGCAAGUCUCACGUCACAUGCGGAUCGAGGAGUGCGCCAAACAAGUCAGCGAUUUUACUUCGAUGCAUAUCUUGGAUGCAUUAUAUCAAAGAAGAGGUCAUAAUGAGUGAAUUGUCGGAGUCGAACGCUUCAAAUGAAAUUGGGCUCCUCCAGAGCAUGUUAAGACAUUUCUUACAUAACAUUCUGCCCUUUGCCUUCGUCUGUAACGCUAGGGGCUAAAACGCUGUCGGGUUUAAAACACUGACAAUAGUACUGGCCUCC